GUAGCUCUGAGAGGAUUUGAAAGGUCACGUAUAAGUUGGAACUGCUGCCAAUGUUCUUGGCCUGCCACUUUGAGGUCAAUUGGCGUAUUAGGGAUCGAAUUUUCUUCAUCCUUUGCCAGGAUUGAUCGACAUUUGCUCGGGUCGCUAACAUUCACAAAAGCUUUAUAAGUACUCCAUACUUUAAACGUUUUCCCUGUAUACACUCGCUCAAUACACAUCUCACUUGUUAUCACUCAAAUCACUUCUACCGCAAUAAUGUAUAAUUCUAUUAUUAUCCUCUUGCUCGUCACAUUUGUCCACUCGUUUGCUCUACCACAAACAACCAAGCCAGACGAUGGCUCAGAACCCGGAGUUCUAAUCGGAGAUCUUGUCAAGAAAAUCACAACCCCAACAGGUCAAACAAUAGCAAACAUAUUACUCGGCACUGAAACCGCACAGUCUCAAGAUAUAGGAAAAGCACCAUCCAACGGGGGAGUUGCAGGUUGCAAGAAAUCUACAGACCAGUGUUGCAGUGAGUAACCUUUCACUAUCUGUAUUGAGUAUUCUCUCGAAAUAUCCUUGGUUGGAUCGCAUUUCUAGGAAUUCCGCUACGGAAGAAAAGACUCGUGCUAAUGUUUAUAAGUUUGGUAUUCAAUAUCAGCAGACUUGACAAAUUCAUUCAAAGGUCCCAGUGGCAGAUGCAACGCUAGAGCACGCAUGGCGAUUCGUCUUGGAUUCCAUGAUGCCGGGACCUGGAGCAAAACUCUCGCCGCUGCUGGUAAGGAUUUUGGUGGAGCGGAUGGAAGCUUGGUUCUGUUCAACGAGAUUACGAGGCAAGAAAAUAGAGGACUGGAGGUAAUUGUUGGAUUGGCCAAGGCAAUGUUCCAGAAGUACAAGGGUAGUGGCAUUUCCAUGGCAGACUUGAUUCAAUACGCCGCAACGCAUGCUGUUGUGACUUGUCCACUCGGUCCUCGUACACGAAUUUUUGUUGGCAGAAAGGUGAGGUUGUUUUCAUGAGCCAGAUUUAAGCCGAAAGACUAAUGUAUAGAUAGGAUGCAACCAAAGCUGCCCCAGAUGGGCUUCUCCCUAGCGUUAAUUCUGACGCCGACACUCUGAUCAACCUCUUCCAGGAUAAAACCAUCAGCCCGCAUGCUUUGACGGCUUUACUUGGUGCACACUCGACUUCUCAGCAAUUCUUUACUUCCCCGAAUCUAGCAAAAGAUUUCGGCAAGCCGCAAGACACAACGCCUGGUGUAUGGGAUGUAUCUUUCUAUAAUGAGACAAUACAACCCAAUCCCGCCCCCAAAACCUUCCGAUUUGCGUCCGAUUCAGUCAUUGCAAAAGAUCCGAGAUCUUCUACUGAGUGGAAUGCGUUUAUUGGAGAUCAGUCUCAUUGGAAUUCGGACUACGCUGAAGCAUACGUUCGAUUGAGCUUGCUUGGGGUUAAUAACAUUAACAACCUGACAGAGUGCACGAAGACGUUGCCCAAGGCGCAGCCGACAUUCAAGGGCAGCACGGAAGGUCUUGUUGAUCAGAAGAAGCUUAAAAGGCGGAAUGUUGAAAGAGAAGAGUCAUCCUCCUCCGGUUGUACUCGGUGA
Molecule: messenger RNA, 1577 nt
Organism: Hymenoscyphus albidus
Lineage: Eukaryota; Fungi; Ascomycota; Leotiomycetes; Helotiales; Helotiaceae
Source: the annotation of a GenBank genome assembly